AUGCGUAGGAUCGUUUCGCCUAUUGCGAUCGGUCGAACACCGCCGUCGGGCUUGGAUAAGGCUAUGAGUCGUGACGGUAGCACCACCUCCCGUACUCCUGCUGCUACUGUUGAGCUAAGGAGCCCUGCAUCUCCCUCCGCUUCGGGAGUGAUCUCCGCGCGCUCGUGCCUCUCCCUCCAAGUCCCCACCCGUGCCAAUCGUGGCGGAUCUCGUGUUGCGCGCGCCACCCGUCCUCCCCGUGCCCGUCCUCCCCGCGCUAUACCCCGACCCCGCGUGGCGGGGUUCCUUCCACCUCCCGGGAUCCACGGCGCUCUCACGCCAGUCCGGCGGCCCGGCCUUGGUGGUCCCCACCUAACCCCCCCACGCAUCGUGGCGCUCCUGGUCACUCGGAGCGUUUCCUGCGGGAUCUCCUCCCGCUCUCCUUCGUCCGCCAUCGCCGCCGCCGUUUCCGUCGCUCUGCCACCCUACCUCCGUUCAGCGGGGAUGUCUGAGCCCGCGUGGGGUCAGCUGCAGCGGGCGCUGACGGCUGCUGCUGCGUCUGGUUCUGCCAGCCAUGCACGGGACCCGGCUGGCUCCGUCCCAGCGUUGCUCCGAGCCGCAGCGGCGCUGGCUGAGGGCGGGCGUUCCGCCGUGAGGCCGCCGUGCCAGCGCGGCGGGCGGGCAGCGAGGCGGGAUCGUGUGUGCCGUUCGCCCCGUGCUGCUGCUCGGCCAUAUCGUUCUCCCCGUCCUCGCCGCCCACGUUCACGUUCCCGUUCGCAGGUGCCGCAGUCGCUUCCGCCGCUUGAUGUCGGCGGUCCUCCUGGUCGUGUCUUUGCUGGUUUUGGCCCGCCUCGAGCGCCGCUGGGCGCUCCAGAGCCGGAGCCAGAGUGGUGGGAGGCGUGGCGGGAGUUCCAGGCGCGGCGGUGGCCGGGGGAGCCCGCGUGGGAGACGCGGGCGCGCUUGCAGUUGGUUCGGGUCCGGGUCCACCUCCUCUGUCCAGUUCAGGGUGGUGGAGAGGUGAGCCCCUGCGGGGCCGGGCAGGGAGGCAAGGAGUCCGUGCGCCUAGACGAAGCUUGCCAGGUAGCUGUAGCGCCCCUCAACCGCUGGGUACGCCAGCCCCAGGCCUCCCAGGCUUGGGGGGAGGGAAGCCUGGUCCCACACGCGUCGUUCCUCCGCAUCCCCCCUCGGAUGGCGCACGCCGCAGGCGUCGAGCAGUGUGUGGAGCAGCGUCUGGCCCCACGUGACCAUUCUUCUUCAGGCAGAAGGCUGAGUAGGGUUGUGCGCGCGAGGUAUGACAUCCGCCUCGAGAUGCACCUCGUCAGCAGCAGUGAUGCUGCCUGCGGUUCCAGAAUCGUGGCGUCGCUAUGCGUGCUCAUGUACGAUCUGGCGGCGUGGAUUAUCGCUUCGCUACCUCCCUGGACGGCGACGCAGUACUGGAGUGGGAGGAAAUGGGCUCGUGCCGCUUCUGCCAGUGAGGAAAGUGCCGAUUUUGCCGCGAGGCGUAGGACACACUCUCCUACAGCUAUGGGCCGAGUCCCUCCCUCUGGCUUGGCGAGAGCGAUGAGGCGGGAGGACGUAAGCAAGGAGCACACCUCUUCGGGGAGUAUUGUGCUAACGAGAGCGUGGAGGUGGGUGGUAACGGCUGCGUUGGCGAUAGCUGCAUCCCUGAGGUGUUCGAACGUCAUCCCAGAUGGCCCUUCCCCCACUCCGUUUUCGCAGCGGCAUAGGAUUUUCGCGAAUGCAGCUGAGGUGAUGGUCACCACGUGGGCCUCGUCCAUUGGUGUCCAGUCAAUGUGUCCAGGUGGCGCGGCCUCGCAGCCCGUUGGAAGCCGUUCUCCCGUCCUCGGCCUCUCCCCGCGGCUCGCUGCCGCCCGCUUCUGCCACCUCGUGAUGCCUGUGGCGAUUGGAGGCGGUUCCCCGGUGCCGUAUUCGCCGCGGCCCUUUGGCGUGGCGUCUGCUGCGCUUGCCUCGCCGUCGACUCUGGACGAGAGUCGGCGGGUGUGGCCGCCCCCCCCGCGCGAGGUGGCGCCAACGCCUGUACCUGCCUUCGUUCUGGCGCCUGCGGCUGACGUGGCGCCUCUUCCUGCUCCUGGCGCGGCGCCCUCUCCUGCGCCUCCCGUUCCGGUGUUGCCGUCGCCUGCUACGGCGGCUGCUGAUGCUGCUGUUGUGGCGCCUGCGUCUGGUGUGGCACCACUUCCUGCGCCGGUUCUGGCGGCACCUCUAGUGGUUCCUGUGGCGCUACCUGUGGCGCCUCCUGCCGCGUCCCUUGGUGCGCCGGGCGGGGGGUCUGCCCUUCCGCUCCCCAUGGCUCCCUCGUCUGCACCCUUCCUUCCCCCGGCUGCGCAGCAGCGUAACUCCCGUCCUCAUCCGCCCUCCCCACGAGAUGAGCGGGAUGUGUCUCGGCGUCGGCGUGACUCCCCUCGUCGGCGGCAGCCGCAGGCGAACUGGCAUGCGCACCAGGGCGGCUGGGGGGGAGCGCAGGCGGUGUCUUUGCCGGCUCCCUCGCCUCCAGAUCAGUUUGGUGGGGCCGGGCUCCCUCAACUCCGACUCCCCUCUCUGGCGGAGGAACUCCGUCCUCCGCGUGCCGAGACGCUGGCGCACGGGUCACUUCCGCCUGUUCCUGCGGAGUCCCUGCUGGACGGCCCACGAGACGACUGUCUUGACGCGGCCGACCAGAUUGCCCUCCUCCUGGCGCCUGUGUUGGCAGCGCCCGUGCGGGGAAGCGUAGGGGCUGUGGGUCAGCUGGAUUCGGCCGUGAGGGACUUGCGGCGGUAUCUGCGGGCAGUUUCCGGAGCCGACGCGAUUGGCGCAACCAUCCUGGUGGUGUGCUCGGUGUGGCAGACGAUGACGGGCAUCCUUGAUGCCCUGCAGGCGGAUCGGAUGUAG
Molecule: messenger RNA, 2865 nt
Organism: Closterium sp. Naga37s-1
Lineage: Eukaryota; Viridiplantae; Streptophyta; Zygnematophyceae; Desmidiales; Closteriaceae
Source: the annotation of a GenBank genome assembly